GCGCAACCACACAGAGCAGUCAAGUACCCAGUCACAUGGCUUGGCAGCCUUGGCUUGUCACUAGGUUGUUAGUGCAUCUCUCUGCCACAUGUCGCGUGCUUCCACGUGAUGGUCACCCCUUGUUCUACUUUUUAGGGAGCAAUUGCUCUACUCUGCUACUCACCCGUAUCAGUCCUAUUGCACUUCUCAGGUUGCUUUUGCUGAACACCUCACCAUCCACGUCCUCACUGUACAUAUAUUCACAUAUUCACGCAUAG
Molecule: messenger RNA, 257 nt
Organism: Protomyces lactucae-debilis
Lineage: Eukaryota; Fungi; Ascomycota; Taphrinomycetes; Taphrinales; Protomycetaceae
Exons: 1
Coding region: 36-257 (73 amino acids)
Source: RefSeq, a predicted model, not a curated record